AUGGCGCCACCUGUGUUUGAUGGAGAAAAUUAUCAAGCAUGUGCAGUGAAGAUGGCUGCUUACAUGGAAGGGUGCGAUUUAUGGGAAACGGUGGAGAAUGACUAUGAGGUGGCUCCACUUCCUGAGAACCCAACCAUGAAUCAGAUCAAAUACCAUAAAGAGAGGACAACCAGGAAGGCCAAGGCAAAGUCCUGUCUUUUUGCAACUGUCUCCCCAACAAUCUUCACAAGGAUAAUGAGGUAUGGAUCAGCUAAAGCUAUUUGGGAUUUUCUUAAGUCUGAGUAUGAAGGGGAUGAGAGGGUGAGAGGAAUGAAAGUGUUGAACCUCUUGAGAGAGUUUGAGAGGCAACAAAUGGAUGAUGCAGAAACUGUGAAGGAAUAUGCAAAGAGGCUAAUUGAGAUUGUUGAUAAGAUAAGGGUGCUUGGGACAGACAUAAAGGAUGAUAGAAUUGUGCAGAAAAUAUUGAUUUCUCUGCCUGAAAAAUUUGAGGCUACCAUAGCUUCUCUAGAGAACACAAAAGAUCUGUCAGAAAUAAAAUUGGCAGAAUUGCUCAGUGCAUUACAGGCACAAGAGCAAAGGAGGAUGAUAAGGAGAGGAGAGCCCAAAGAAGGGGCAUUGCAGGCCAAGUUGCAGCUGAAUGCUGUAGGCAAAGGGAAGAAAUGGAGUCAAAGAAAAGGAGACGGUGAAGGCUUCAAGUCAGUAGCAAGAUCAAAAGGCUCCAGUACUCAAGAUCAAAGCAAGAAGGGAAAGCAGACCACUUGCAAGCAUUGUGGGAAAACCAAUCAUCCCCACUACAGAUGCUGGAGAAGGCCAGAUGUAAAAUGUAGAAAAUGUCAUAAAAUGGGCCAUAUUGACAGGUUCUGCAAGGAGAAGAGCACACAGCAACAAAAUGAAGCUCAAGUAGCACAGGAAGAUGAGCACUUAUUUGUUGCAUCCUGCUAUGCCUCAAGUACUGCAGGUAGUGGUUAG
Molecule: messenger RNA, 969 nt
Organism: Punica granatum (pomegranate)
Lineage: Eukaryota; Viridiplantae; Streptophyta; Magnoliopsida; Myrtales; Lythraceae
Source: RefSeq, a predicted model, not a curated record